Molecule: messenger RNA, 767 nt
Organism: Durusdinium trenchii
Lineage: Eukaryota; Dinophyceae; Suessiales; Symbiodiniaceae
Source: the annotation of a GenBank genome assembly
AGGUAUGCAGAACAUCCUCUUUAUGCCGAACUCAUUGCUGCGGAAUUGCCGGAGACCAGCAACCGCACACUGGUUCAGGUGAGGCGACGGCUGGCCGAGCUGGGCCUAACAUCCAGAGGCCGGGACAAAGCCGCGGAGGAAGAUCAGCCACCAUCAAAGAAGGUGAAGGUUUCUGAGGUUCGAUUAGAGGAAGAGGAAGGCCAGGAAGGCCCAGCUCCAGCUUCGCCAGGGACUCCGAAACAUCAUGCAGAGCGGGAGGAGGAAGAAAUGCUUGAAGAGGACUUGGAACGUUUGCUCGAUGCAGCUUACGACAGCUGCCCACGGGAUGAGCAUGCUGGAGUUGGUGGAAGCACCGCAGCUGCGGCUACUGGAAGUGCUGCUGGCACCAUGAUGGAUCCUUCGGGAACGCAGGGAGUGCAAGACUCUCAAGACGGCCUCAAGAAUCUGGAAAUGGAGCUUGAAAGAAUGAUGGAGGAAGUGCCCAGCAGUGCACAACAGGGUGCUGGUGGUCAAGCCUCAGGUGCUCCAAAGGAAGCUGCUGAGACUCAGAAAGACCCAGAGAGCCUGGAGAUGGAACUGGAAAGGAUGAUGGAUGAAGUGCCAGAAAGUUUGGCAGGGGAAUUGGCGAAGGGUCAAGGCAAAUCUCCCAUGGAGGCCGCUCCGCCAUCCCGUCAUGUUCCAGACAGUCUGGAGUUGGAGCUCGAACAAUUGAUUGACGAGGAGGAAUUCCCUUGCAGUUCAAGCCGCAAAUCCCAAGAGGGUCAAGG